GGCAGCGGCUUCCGCUCCCCUUCCCUCCCCAGCUCUGUGUUGCUGACGUUCCUAUGUCCCCAUUUCUGCCGAUCCCCGUGGAAUGAGCGCCUCAUGUGGCUUCCUUCGUCGGAGUCUGCCGCGACUGAACCUCUACAUCCGCCUGGGAGUCCGUCAAAACGCUUCACCUGAAGAAAUCAAAGCCGCCUUCCGCGAACUGGCCAAGAAGUAAGCAACACAGCUGCUAGUUGUUCAUUGGUGGUCAUCUGUGUGCCUGUCUGUCGCGCCAGGUAUCAUCCUGACCUCAAUCCCGGCCUCCCCGAAGCUCUCGAGAAGGUCAGAUCCACAGAGUGAAGUGAGCACUAAGGUUUCGCACGUGUGUGUGGAGUGUGUUGUGUGGCGUUGGAUGUAUGGUAUGGAUGUGUGUGAAGUUCAAGAAGAUCCAGGAAGCGUAUUCGGUUCUGUCCAACGAUUCGUCGCGGCGUCAGUACGACAGCUCCAGCCACUGGGACGGCGAUGUGUGGCCCAACCGGUCACGGCCGCCACCCGGUGCACGCCCGUGGGGGCCGUCCGAUAGAGACAAUGUGUGGAACAAGACCGAGACCAUGGGCCACUUCAACUGGAGGAAACGGCACGAGGAGUGGGCCAGACGAGAGGCCAGCCACUACGCGGACACUGACUCGACCGACGAUGGUGGUGGUGACUCAGCCGACGGGUCAGCAGCGUCAUCCGCCACCGCAUCGCCUAGCAGCAGCAGCCGCAGCGGGCGGUCGCGUCCGAUCUUCCGGACGAGCGAGGCCAACGCGGAGGCCAUGAGGAAGCGGAUGAGCCGGGAGGAGCUCGAGGAAGCUGAAAGGGAGCGCGACGCACAGAUGGACGCGUGGCGUGCCGAGGUGGAGCGCCAAUUCGCGCAGAUGAAGCAGGCCAAGGAGGAGGCAGAGGGCCCGCAGCUGGGCGUGGCGUCGGGGUGGUUCCGUCGGCGGCACCAAACGGCGAGUGAGUCGGCGCACGAGCGGUUCGAGAAGAAGAAGGACGUGUGGGACCGGGCAGAGGCGCGGGAGGCAGCGGAUACGUGGUGGGUGAGGUUGCGGGGGGCGCUGUUUGUCGCGGUGGCCGCUCCGCUGGUGUUCACAUUCGGAAAAGUGUUUCUCUAUGGGUGAAUUACUUUAUGGGGGUCUGUCCAGCCAUCUGUUGCUUGAUUUUUCGACGAGUGCGUCGUCGCGCGCGAGCUUUGUUGUUACCAGAGCCUGUACGCCACGAUGGCUUGGCUUGGCUGGAGGAUCAGUGACAGGUGGGCUGAUGGAUGAGACCCGGGAUGGGCUGUUUACUUUUUUCUUCUGGGCGAGAGCAGUCAGGUCAGACCCGGGGGGUCAAUCAUGAUGUGUGUACAGUCAUCAGUGCGAUCUGUGUGGGUGUGGGUGUCGAUGGUUGGUGGGUAUUUUUCUCUCCCUCUCUGCUUGUCGGCCGCCACGUGCUCUCUCAGGCGCGGCAAAGGUGUAUCAAGAUUCGUUGCUUGUCGUGUGUGUUAUGAGUGAGCUGCAUGGCUCGCUGGGUGGCUCUCCCAUAUAGUGAGUGAGUGAUCCAAUUCGUGAGAAGCGACAGACACGAAUGCAUUCAAGUGGGCGGUGUCGACGG
This is a messenger RNA of Vitrella brassicaformis, 1614 nucleotides long. The record is from the annotation of a GenBank genome assembly. Lineage: Eukaryota; Vitrellaceae.